AUUACGUAAUAAUAAAUAUUUAAUAGCUAAUAUUCGAAUACACUGAAUUAAUUGAAUCGGGUAACUGCAACUACGAUACAUUUAAAGCUAACUCAUAAUCAAUCGAUCAGUGCCUGAAUAGAAACUGAUAAAAUUAUUAGUCUAGUCGGCUAGAUGAACGAACAGGAUUUAUACUUCAAGUUAUCGACACUUUUAUACGGAAUUGAAGGUCGAACAUAUACGAGUGUGGUCGACAUAUAAUUUUUAUUACCAUCUCUAUUGCCUCUUUAAAAGUCAACGAACGUACACUCGUACACCUUUUAUGGUUUUGCUACAAACCUUAUAAUACCCUUAUAUCCUACGAUUGCGAACUCCUCCGUUUCAAAGCGUUCAUCGAAGGUCGAAUGGUUCCAGAUAAAAUGAAUGGAUGUCGACAAUUACUAAGAAAAGUUAUGAAACAUAAAGCAGAAAGAGGAAAUUUUACAGCGAGUGUAAAUUAUCGAGAGCCUAAAGGACGCGUUAUUCGUUAAACACGUUGUAAAGAUGAUAAAUUUCUUGCUUCUUGGGUGAAACAAGCAGCUUCGUUUGGAUCUUUAAUUUUGUUGCAAGGUAUAAUACAAAGUUUCACUCAAACUUGUAGGUUUUCCGUUACACGUGUGAAAAUAUAUCAGAUUCAUUGUAUAUCUGGCAAUGAACCUGUCAUAGAAAGAGAAAGGCGUCCAUCUACAUGAUUUACCAGAUCCAGUUUCGUACCUGAUCUGGAAGACGUACAAAACCAGGAGCAGUGGAAAAGAUGCGAGUUACAGCUUUUCUCCCGCUUCCUAACUAUAUAAGAAAGUUGAUGGCAGUGAUCGACCGCAGACUAUCUUUGCGCGUGGUUAUACUUACAAUUUCUUUCUCGCACUCCGAAACGUGCAAAAAGAUCAAAUGAAGAAACUGAUCGUAUUCGUGUCGAUGGUUGUGGUUGUCGCUGCGUAUAAGAAAGGAAGAAGAUACAGUGCCUUGGAAGAGUUUCCGCCUUAUCAAGAGACUGCUUGGCAUUCAUCUUCUUCUCACGGGCAACAUCAUUCAUUUCGAGAGCCAUCGUUUAGAACGCAAUACUACCAAUCUUACCGACAUCGACCCUAUAGACAGGAUUUGGAUUCUUUUCCGGAGCAACUGUCUCUCAAGAACCGAUUGUUGUUGCGAGAUUACGAAUUACUGAGAAAUCGACUAUUUUACGACAACAGUUCAUCGUUUAAAAAUGCUCCGGACUUCCAUAGACAAUCUUCGGUCUUUACGAAUGGAACACCGUUUAGGAAUCAACGAAACAAAGAUCAGACGGUUUCUGGAAAUGAACAGCGACCUGAAUAUCAAGACGAUCGAUAUUCCUCUUACCGGCAAUCUUUCCGCGAUGAUUUUCGAUUUGCGGACCUUUACGAUAAACCAAUUGACUUUUACAAAGGACAAUCAGAACAGCAACAGGUCGAUUCAGUUGGUAGAGAUUCGGAGUAUUUGAAGCAUGGUAACCAUGGUCUUGGAUAUGUGUCUGUGCCACCCAUUUUGCCGUAUGGAAACGCUCUGCCAUUGAGCGAGGAAGCAUCCACGACGAUGACACCCUCAAUGGCUCCGACAACCACCCACAAACCAUGGCAACUGUCUACUGUCUCCUCCGCAACUUCAGCUACCACCCAAGUUCAUACAUCUACAACUUCCGAGUUGAAAAUGGAUUCGCACUCGAAUACGGCGACAAUGCCAACCGUGAAAUCCGAUACGCUGGCUGACGCUGCUACCACGGGCGUAUCCGCUUCAACGAUUUCUACGAUACCAGCCUCUAUGGUUACCACGAAACAGUCUUCGAACUUGGCUCGUUUACCGACCACUGAAGCUAGCUUACCUGUCAUGGACACGGAAUCUCCAAUCAUAUCUUUCGGACGACAAACCGUACCUCCAAUUGUAUUUCAACCUACUACGUUCACUUCAUCCACGCCCUAUUAUCUCUCCAAUGAGUUAAAGGACAAGUUCCAGCAGUCCAUGCUGGAUUAUCUGCUAUCACAACAGGCGAAAGAUGGUAUCAAAAGCAACGUGCAAAUUCUGCCGCUGAACCAAGCGCUUCCAGAUACGUCGAACAACAGCCUAAACAACAAGAUCCCUAGCAUGGUAUUGAAUUACAUACUUCCAGAAGAAUCAAAGGGCGUUCUGAAGAACAAUUUGCAGAGUUCUCUGUUGAGCUAUCUGCUGCAGCAGGAAUCGAACCACGGUCUACCUUUCCAACAAUCAUCUAUAUCGGGAACUGCGAACCAUGUUCCAUUAACCACGAUAGUCGAGAGGCCAACGAUGACACUCCCAAGUAUACCGAUUGCAACUUUGUCAGCGGUUUCUCGGCCAAUGCAGACGAUAAACUACAUUCCAAUAACGCCGCCAAGAGUGUCUGCUUUCGUGCCUCAAGAUUCGUCCACAUCUUCUGGCCUCUCGUUAGGUACACCUCUGUCUUCUGGCUUGUCCUCGAACAUAUUGAGUAAUCAUAUCGGCAGCACAUUCAACAGUCUACCUGGUGGAAUAAACACCGAUAUAUCGACAGGAAUACACAACAGCCUCUCAUCGGACGUUCCCACUGGUGUAUCAACUUUGAACUUUGGCGAAAAUUUCCAAUAUGGAGGUCAGUUGCGACCGUUUGAACCGGCGAGGACUCACUCAUAUUCCACAGGGUUGCAGUUGCAAUUAGGCGGCUUCGGAGGGAUAGAUUACACCUUGCGUUCAACUAGUCCUACUUUACGUUCCACGAAUCUCGACAUUGGAAAAUUGGGAUUAAGUUUGCCAGAAUUGCCGCGAUAUCAACUUCCUGCUUUCUCCAAGGUAAAAUUGGGUCAACGCUUGUGGUGAACGUAGAAGCUAACUGGACCAAUCGGUACAAAACCACGUGUUUAUUUAUAGCGUUACAAAAUAUUCUAGCAAGUUGCCAAAGUUUAAGAAACUCUAGGUUACGUCGAGAAAUAUUUCAUAGUGUUAUACCGUAAAUAUUAUCUCUAUAUAAUUUAAUUAACUAUUAUAAUAGAAAUAAAUAUUUGUUAAUAGAAA
Messenger RNA from Bombus pascuorum, 3036 nucleotides. Its product is annotated as mucin-2-like. Lineage: Eukaryota; Metazoa; Arthropoda; Insecta; Hymenoptera; Apidae. The record is from RefSeq and is a predicted model, not a curated record. The transcript has 8 exons. Bases 907 to 2841 code for a protein of 644 amino acids.